GAUGUUGCGCUUUUCGGGAGCUCGCGAGCGCCGCGUUUCCGCGCUGUCGUUGUUUCCGUUUCCACCCACGAGAAGCCUCGCGCCUCCACACAGCAGCCUAUCUUUUCUUUUCUCUCCUUUUCUCUUUUCAGUGCGCACUUGGUGCUCUGCAGUUUGAGGAGGGGCGAGAGUCGUGAUCGUCUUCAACAAUGGGGGACAUCGAGGCUCCCGACUCUCGGCCGCGCCAGACUGUCCUGCUCUCCGUUCUCCCGAGCAGAGAGUUCGCCUCCUCCAGGAAAGGAAUGCUCCUUAUUGCUGAAGUGGCUCUUUCCUUCAUUUCGUUUGUGUGUUUUGCGGCGUCCACGGCCGCGGCCUUCGUGACAGUCCCGCUGCUGGAGUUCCUGGCUGCGCUCUUCUUGUUGUUUGCUUACUCCACCAAAUUCAACGAGAGGUUUAAAGGCUUCCUCUGGCCUCUCAUGGAUUUCAUGAGAUGUGUGACCGCCUCCGUUAUCUUUUUCAUCGUCUCCAUCAUUGCAGUGUCCAGAUAUGUGGACGGGUCCUCUAAGGCUGCCGGGGUGUUUGGUUUCAUUGCCACCAUCGUGUUCGCUCUAGACUUUUACCUCAUUUUCAAUGAGCUGGCUAACUUCCUGAAGCAGGGAGGGGAGUCCAAUGAGGAGCCAUCAAGACAGCAAGAUGAGUUUUCAGACUCUGAUUCAGACUGAGACCAGGAAGGACCUCCACCAGCGGAUAGACGAUGUCAUCGUACAGAAAAUAAACCUUAGCAGAAGAAAAUGGCUGCUGCUGAGCUUCCAUCUGUCCCAUCUUACCACGAGGUUCAUUAAUGAUGUGUACGGUAAAAAAAAUCACGUCCAGGUCGCACUGAUUGCGUCUUAAGUACUUGCAGUUAUCAGUUGCCGGGAAAUUCUCCAUUCAGGGCCGAACAUGUUUCAAAAGGAGGAACUGGAUCCUCUGUAGUUGUCGUCUUUGAGCAGGUUUCUUCUGCUGAGCAUUAAAGGGUGGAAACACAUUUCACACAUGAAUCAUGUCAGAGCAUUCAGGAAAAAAAAGUCUAAACUCAUGUGUCAAAUAUGUUGGUCUUUUUUAGUUUGCAAUCUACUGGUCAACACAAGUACCAAAAAAAACGCAAUUUUCUUUAAGGCCCCAACUCAUAUUCAGUGUCUCAGACGAUUCUGGUUUAAAUGUAAAUGCCAUUAUCGACUGGACACUUCAAAUAUCAUAAAGCUGUGAAUUUGUUUGGUGUCAAUACAUUGACUUUUUUAGAAGCUCUUUGUAUCUACACGUGGGACCAUUUCUCUAAAUCUGAUAUCAGGACUAAUAUUGACUUUACGUGUGCAUGUACUGGGACCUUAAUUACAGGCAUGUUAAACACUAAAUCAAUGUCCUUAGUGAUCAAGUGUUUAGGAAUACCAGAGCUGCCCAAGAGGCCUACGCUCACUUGGCAGUUUAUUAGGUACACCUCGGUCAAACUAGGACAGGUAUUUAUCUUAUUGUGUUACUGCAUUUAUAUAAAAGUGGAUAGGCUAAACUCUGUAUAACGCAGUGCAGUUCUACAACAGCACAAAUGACACCCUCCAAAAUGACCUCGGCGUCGAGUCGACAAAACAGAAACAAAAACUGAAGAUGAAAGCCUGAAUGAAGUCGCAGGACGGUUGUGUAAGACUGCAUUAGUUUCAGCUGGGUGUACCUAAUAAAUUGUACUUAAGUAGGGCGUACUCAUCAUUUAUACCUUUGGUUGGCUGGUUACAACCUCUGUCCAGUUGUCUUCACCCUACAGGAGUCUGUUUUUGUUUUUUUUAAUAAUUUGAGUAUACUGUUUGUUUAUAUUCAGAUACAGACAGAUACAGACAGAUACAGAGUUCCUGUGCCGUGUUGUGCUGCAUGAAAAACUAUUCUUGGCUGUCGUUGUGUUUAUUUGUCCCAAAAGUGUUUAUGAUGGAGAGUUUACUGAAUUUAAGCAACAGCAAUGAUGAUGCGUUUUUCAAAUCAAUUCAGUUAACACAAAGUUUCAUAGCCUCCUCUCUGCUCUCAUGUUUUAGCUUGUCUGCUGUACAUGUGCGUGUGUGUGUGUGUGUGUGUGUGUAUGCAUGCACGUGUGAAUAACAAUGCAUUGAUGCCACUUCAUGCGGUAUUAUUUUGUUGAAUAACAAAAUAUCCAAUAUGUGAA
Scophthalmus maximus (turbot) is the source of this 2164-nucleotide messenger RNA. It is a transcript of the gene cmtm3, whose product is annotated as CKLF-like MARVEL transmembrane domain containing 3. NCBI's taxonomy places the organism in Eukaryota, Metazoa, Chordata, Actinopteri, Pleuronectiformes, Scophthalmidae. The transcript is spliced from 5 exons. Gene Ontology annotation, cellular component: membrane. Bases 189 to 701 code for a protein of 170 amino acids. The record is from RefSeq and is a predicted model, not a curated record.